This is a messenger RNA of Oncorhynchus kisutch (coho salmon), 1684 nucleotides long. It is a transcript of the gene fkbp6, whose product is annotated as FKBP prolyl isomerase 6. Gene Ontology annotation, cellular component: cytoplasm. Bases 401 to 1411 code for a protein of 336 amino acids. The record is from RefSeq and is a predicted model, not a curated record. Lineage: Eukaryota; Metazoa; Chordata; Actinopteri; Salmoniformes; Salmonidae. Gene Ontology annotation, molecular function: peptidyl-prolyl cis-trans isomerase activity; Hsp90 protein binding. The transcript is spliced from 9 exons. Gene Ontology annotation, biological process: piRNA processing; spermatogenesis.
CUCCAUUAUAAAGUUGUUUUUGACGACAACGCAAACGUGUUAGUUUGUCAUUUCACGAGGUUGGAGUAAAACCACGUCCAUCUACUUAGACAGGUUGUGCCAUUAGAUUUCAAGACAAUUAACAACUAAGGAAGAUUUUUUUUAAUUCUCUCAUUGACUUCUCAAACCCCAAAAUCAAGCCUGGUCUGCUUCGCAAAAGUUCCCGGAAGUCAUAGGAUGUUACGCCUCUGGGUUUAGAAAAUCUGUGACCAGAAUCUCUGUUGCGCCUCACGUGGGGUGACCCUAAUGACCCUCUGGCUACAUUCGUUGUGGGAAAUCUGUCCCGGCAAGCUACCCAAAUUAUUUAUUGAGUUAAAUGCUAGCACAGUGUAAUUGAAAUUUGCAAUCAUCUUUCGAUGAAAUGAUGUCAGCGAACGGACUGUCGACCAGAAUUCAGCAGUUUUUGGAUCCCCACGCGCUGGCACAUACUCCGAGCCCUUUCCACCGCCUCGGCCAGCAGAUGCAGGACAUCUUGGGCGAUGGAGGGAUCCUGAAGGAAGUGGUCCAACCUGGAGAAGGCCCACCAGUGCCAAGAGAUUCAUCUGUAUCAAUCCAUUUCUCUGGAUUUUUGGAGUACUCUGACCGACCAUUUGAGACCACCAGCCAUCUGAAGUACCCUCGAAUGAUGAAGCUUGGAAGAGACGUGACUCUGUGUGGCCUUGAGCUUGGUAUUCUGACCAUGAGGAAGGGAGAGUUCUCUCGUUUUCUCUUCCUGCCUGAGUACGCCUAUGGAGCGAUGGGCUGCCCUCCACUCAUUCCUCCUGUAGCCACUGUGCUCUACGAGGUGCAGGUCCUCGACUUCCUCGACUCGGCCGAAGUGGAUGAGUUCUUCGCAAUGAGUCCGGAGGAGCAGAACACGGCUCCUCUGUCCAUGCUCCUCAACGUGGUCGACACAGAGCGCAGCUUUGGCAACCGCUGCUUCAACCACAGUCGCUUCGAGGACGCCAAAGAUCGCUACAAGCAGGCGGUCACUCUGCUGGGGAAUCGGAAGGCGGAGGAUGAGGAGGAGAAGAGGAGCAUUGUGGCGGGGCAGCUGCCCAUCUACCUCAACCUGUCGUUGACCCAGCUCCGCCUGGACAGGCCCCUGAAAGCCCUGGAGUAUGGCCACAAGGCCCUGAAGAUCGACCCCAACAACACCAAGGCCCUGUUCCGCUGUGGUCAGAUGUUUCAACCAGAGGGUUUUCCUCAGGCCUAUUUGGAGUUGUUUGACUUUGAGAAAGCCCAGGAUUACCUCACGAUGGCUCAGGCCAACAAACCUUUUGACGUCGACAUCAACAAUCUCCUGAGGAAGCUUGCCAUACACUACAAGGACUCUUUGGACAAAGAGAAAGAGCUGUGCUCCAAGAUGUUUGCUGACUUUGUGAAGAAGUGAAGGUGAUGGUGUAUGUGGAACUUAAAGUCAACACCAAAGACUCUCACAAGCCUCACUACAAUAUGUAGAUAUAUUCACUUUGAUUUCAAGUUUUUUUGUUCAUAAUGUACCAAAAUGUAGAAAGCUAUUCUGUACACCAAAUCCAACUGCAGUUGGACACAGAGUGAAAUUAUAGAGUGAAAAAAUGUAUUUUUGUGUUCAUCUUCCAUUAUUUUCAGGGGCCAUGGUUGUUUAUUGAGAUAUAUUCAAGAAGUAAAGCCUCUUUCCAAAACA